AUGGCCUCGUUCACCUCCUCCAUCCCGAUCACUCUCGCUGCUCUGCUCAUCGUGGCUGUGCACCUUGUUCCGGCGGCUCCGAUCCCCACUGAUCAACAAGGUAGGUCUAGUGGCUGGGAGGGCCAGGUCUCAUGACAUUGAUCUUCCAGACAUUGCCGACUUUUCCAAUUCUGCCAAAGCAAACAUCUUCCUGCCUUUCCGAGACCUACCCGAACGGCUCAUCGACUUCAACUCGGCGGAUCUCGACGACGAUCGGGAUCUCACCUCGGAAUCCGACAUCCUCUACUUCUUCGGCAGAAUACCCAUUCUGACAGAAGACACUGACGCCCGGAAGCGAGGUGGAUUCUAG
Caenorhabditis sp. 36 PRJEB53466 is the source of this 349-nucleotide messenger RNA. NCBI's taxonomy places the organism in Eukaryota, Metazoa, Nematoda, Chromadorea, Rhabditida, Rhabditidae. The record is from the annotation of a GenBank genome assembly.